Messenger RNA from Thelazia callipaeda (thelaziosis nematode), 6417 nucleotides. NCBI's taxonomy places the organism in Eukaryota, Metazoa, Nematoda, Chromadorea, Rhabditida, Thelaziidae. The record is from the annotation of a GenBank genome assembly.
AUGCCAACUCCACCUUUGCUCACACACAAUAACCGUGAGUUUGUGGAUUUUGAAAAAUCAAAUGAGGUGGACCAAAGAGCGGAAACAUAUGGAACAGUUGAGGCUUUUCUCAGCAAAUACGCGGAUCCGAAAUUAGCGACGCCUAUUAAAACUUUGUUGAUCGCUAAUAAUGGAAUGGCAGCAUUCAAGUGUGUUAUGUCCAUCAGACGUUGGGCCCAAGAGACAUUCAAAGAUGAUCGUCUCUUUAAAUUUAUUAACUUAACUACUGAACAAGAAAUUUCCUCAAAUCCAGAAUAUUUGAAAAUGAUUGACAACUUUGUGUUCUCGGAAUCGGGUGCAAACGAAAAUAACUAUGCAAAUGUUGAUGAUAUACUGAAACACGCUGUGAGUAACAAUGUGGAUGCAGUUUGGGCUGGUUGGGGACAUGCAUCAGAAAAUCCUGAUUUACCAAAUGGUCUAAAAAAACAUAAUAUUUUGUUCAUGGGCCCCCCUGGGUCGGCAAUGUUCACUUUGGGAGAUAAAAUUGCUUCAACAAUACUUGCUCAGUCAGCAGGUGUUCCUGUAGUUCCUUGGUCCGGUAAUGAUAUAUUUUUGCCCAAAGAAAUGUGCGAAAAAAAAGGAACUGAUAUAGAAGUUACACCAGAAAUGCGUACAGCAGCUUGUGUUUAUGACCAUGAAGAAGCUCUACGCGUCAUGAAUGAAAAAAAAAUUCCAUAUCCUGUUAUGAUCAAAGCUUCAGAAGGGGGUGGUGGCAAAGGGAUUCGAUUAGUGCGUAAUGAAUCUGAUUUAGAAGUGAAUUUUAGAAGAGUGCAAGCAGAAGUGGCAGGUGGGCAUAUUUUUCUGAUGCAUUGUUUGGAAGAUGCUCGUCAUAUUGAAGUGCAACUUUUGGGUGAUAUGUAUGGCGAGGUAAUAGCUUUGAGGACACGAGAUUGUACAGUUCAGAGGCGAUGUCAAAAAAUAAUUGAAGAAGCUCCUGCAAUUGCUGCACCUUUAGCUGUCCAAAGAAGUAUGGAAUCGGAUGCAGUUCGUUUAGCUAAAAUGGUUGGAUAUGUUAGUGCAGGCACUGUGGAGUAUUUAUUUUUGCCAAAAACCAAUGAAUAUUUUUUUUUGGAACUCAAUCCGAGGUUGCAGGUUGAGCAUCCACUGAGUGAGAUGUUAACAAAUGUGAAUUUACCAGCUGCGCAAUUACAAAUUGCGAUGGGAGUACCGUUACAAUGUAUUAGCGAAGUGCGUUUGUAUUAUGGUAAAAGUCGAUAUGGCACUGAUAAAAUUCCUUUUCAUCUGAUAUAUCCACAUUGUGAUAAACAUGUUGUUUCUGUACGGAUAACAAGCGAAGAUCCUGAAGAAAAUUUUCGACCAGCAUCUGGUGAAAUAACUAAUUUAAACUUUCGUUCUACCCAGUUCGUUUGGGGAUAUUUUUCACAUGUUGGCGCAGGAUCCCUUCAUGAAUUUGCUGAUUCACAGUUUGGUCAUUUAUUUGCUACAGGAUCCACAAGGCAUUUAGCCAUUUCUAAUAUGUUGAAUGCGCUUCAAGAACUGCAGCUUCAGUCAAAGUUUCCUGUAACAUUACCCUAUCUAAUUUCUUUAUUCAAAGACUGUGAAUUCGAGCAAAAUAAAAUCGAUACCACGUGGUUGGAUCGUCGAAUAGCCUCUAAGAAGCACACAGUUGAGCUUCCACCAUUGCCAAUGGCUGUUGCUUAUGGUUCCAUGUUGAUAGCGCAUUCAAAAAUAACGGAAGCAUUUAGUGCUUUCACUAACGCUUUAAGCAGAGGACGUAUUUUGCAGCCCUCUGACCUUACUGAAACUCAUCAAGUGGAGCUAGUUUUUAAUAAUAUCAAAUACAGUGUAACCGCCACGCGUACUUCUAAUUUUGAAUAUAUGAUUAAAAUGAAUGGUCGAUGUGUUCCUGUCGAAUAUCGUGAAUUGCGAAACGGUACAUUGUUGUUGAAAUACAAGGAUAGAUCACAUCCGUGUUACAUGGAAGAAGAAAUUGAACGAUACAAAAUUCACAUUGGACGAAUGCAGAUAAUAUUUGAAAAGGAAAAUGAUCCAACUGUAUUACGAUCAUCUUGUGCCGGCAAAUUAUUGUCAUAUGAAGUAGAAGAUGGAGAGCUCCUUCUACCGGGUCAGAUAUAUGCAAGUAUGGAGAGCAUGAAAGUUGGAGGACGUUUUAAGAAAAUUGCGCAACCCGGGCAGAUGCUGCAUCCAGGAACAUUAGUUGCUCGUUUAGAAGCACAAAAUCGUUUAACAGUUACUAAACCUGUAGAUUUCGAGGAUUCAUUUAUUGAAUGGACACAGAGUCUCACAAAAAAGUCACCUAUAAAUAUGUAUUUUACAAAUAUCGUUAAUGAAUUACAUAAUGUUUUUGAUGGUUAUUGUAAAACAGAGCCAACAUUUUCAACUUAUGCUGAUAGUUUGGUAGAUUCACUUUUUUCUGUGCUCGGUGAUAAAUGUCUACCUUAUGAGCAGCUGCAGCAAAAACUCGCUGUUUUAAAGAAUCGUAUGAAACCAAAGAUAUUAAAUCAGCUCAGUAAAUUUCUUGAAGUUCAGGCAGAAAAUUUUCCUGCGAAAGAAAUUUGUAAUGUCAUUGAGGAUUAUCUAGAUGAUUUAGAUCCUCAAAAAGCUAAGGAGGAGAAAAUGAUAUUCGAGCCAAUAACAAGAGUUUUAGCAAGAUUUGAAAAUGGUUGCGAAGGUCAUACAGCCUUAAUUUUGGACGAUGUCCUUGGUCAUUAUUACAAAAGUGAAUUAUUUUUUCAAGAAGAUCAGUAUGACAAAUCUGUCACGAAGCUUUUAUCGCAGAUUAGUGAUACGGAACGAUGUGUUAGGCUGAUUUGCUCUCAUACAAAAGUUAAUGAAAAGAAUCUGUUGUCCAUGAAGAUUUUGCAGUACAUUAGUAAUAAUCGCCGUUUGAUAUUACGGAUAUCUCCUGUAUUAGAAAAAAUUGCUAGUUUUGUCAAAAGUGAGAAUUUGGAAUUGGCACAUGCUGCUAGAACAUUGUUGAUUGAAGCGGAAACACCGACAUAUUCAGAAAUUAAAAUUAGAGGUUCAUCACCAAGUCCAACGAAUCUUGAGAAAUAUGAUAUAUUAUAUGAAAUGUUUGAGAGUAAUUUUGAUUCAGUGUUGAAAUACGUGACAGUAUGUUGUGGAGUUCCAGAAACUUCUAUCACACGAUUAAAUGAUGGUCAUUGCAAUGACAUACAAUUUCCAAUUCCAAUACAGAAGAUUGCCCAUGGACUUGGCUUACCGAAUGACGAAGUGGUGGAAAUCAGCGUUACAAUGCGUGUUACGGGUGAUGUAGCAGAUAUUGUUGAGCGAUUGCCUCAAGUAGCUUCGAAGGUUCUGCAGCCAAAUUCAACACUUUAUAUCGUUUCGCAAACUGAUGCUGUACGGUCUGAUGCAAAUUUGGAUAAAAAGUUUUCAGUAACUUUAAAGGAAGCUGUGAGCCGCGUUCAAAAUGAAAAUAUUCGUCAAAUUGUAGUUUUAAUAUCAUCAUCUGAUUCAUAUCCAAUGUUUUUUUAUUACGACAUGAGCAACAAAGAAGAAAUUCGUUCGCAGCGUAAUAUUGACUUGGCUCAUUUAUCUAAACUCGGUUUACAUCGUAUCAAAGAAAAUUAUAACGUUAAACUUGUUGAUCUACUAUUGCAGAUUGACAAAUUGAAGUCUUCUCAUAAUUCGGGUCAUUUAUAUAAAGCAGAAAGUAAAGCGGAUCCAACCGAACACCGAUUUUUUUAUCGUGCUGUGGUUCGAGUUGUUGACAAUUAUACAUCAGAAGAGGUGACGUGUAGUGUCAUCAAAGCUCUGAAGCGUGCUUGUUGCGAAAUUGCAGUUGCUUUGUAUCGUUCAAAUACGAUUGAUCGAAAUCACGUUUUAUUGUUCAUCCAUCGUACCCCAUCUAAUAAAAAAAUACGAAUGAGCCGUGCUGAUUGGAUAAAUGUCAUUUAUAAAGCUUAUCGAGAAUGUAAAGAUUUUCUUUGGAGAUCACGUGUAAAUCAAGUGGAGUUUGAUUUCAUUUUGUUUGGCGAACGUAGAAGCUUCGAACAAGCAACAAAAGUAAUUAUAACGGAUGAUACUGGUUUCACGCCGUUUAUUAGAGUGUUACGUGCUGAAGCAAGUAAUGAAAAUUCAAGAAAAAAGAAAUGGCUUCAUGUAAAUGCAGGAAUGGAUGGUUUCAAACAUGGUCUUGAAAUAAUGGUUGAUAGUCGGAGAAAUACUGAUUGGAAUCCGUUCACUGAUCCAUAUCUGGGUAGAUCUGAAAUCGAUAAACGGCGUCUGAAAGCUCGUGUAUUAAAAACUACCUACGUUUACGAUUAUCCGUUACUUUUCCAACGUGCAGUAAUAUCCACAUGGCUAACACCUGAAGAGUCACAAAAACCGCAUAAUUUGAUGCUUGAGGAACUGUGUCAGUUUCAUGAAUUGGUUUACAACGAAGAUUCUCAGCAGCUAGUCGAACUUGAUGAAGCUGGUUCUUUAAGUAAAAUUGGAAUGGUUGCUUGGCGUGUACGACUGGUUGUACCUGAGUACCCUGAAGGACGAGAAGUUAUCGUCAUUGCAAAUGAUAUAUCCCAUCAAAUUGGUUCUUUUUCUAUGCGUGAGCAUCGGCUGUACUUUGAAGCUUCUAGGUUAAGUCGAAAGGAAGGAAUACCGCGGAUAUAUAUUGCUGCUAAUUCAGGUGCAAGGAUUGGCUUAUCGGCUGAUCUGAAAAGACAUUUCAAAGUGAUUUGGAAAAAUGAAAGUAAUCCUGUAGAAGGUUUCGAUGGACUAUACUUGACUGAUGAAGACAUUUGUGAACUUCGUCAAAUUGUCGUUACACAUCGCAGGAAUGGUUUCCAUCAAAUUGAUGGAAUUAUUGGGAAAGAGCGUGAUCUCGGAGUAGAAAAUUUGGUUGGUUCUGGGAUGAUUGCUGGUGAGACAUCGCGUGCGUAUAAUGAAGUAAUAACUUACUGUUUGGUUACUGGACGUACUGUUGGAAUCGGUGCAUAUGUUGCCCGGCUUUCAAGGAGAAUUUGUCAAGUUGAAAAUGCAGAUAUUAUAUUAACUGGUGCUCCAGCUUUGAACUCCGUACUCGGUCGAGAAGUAUAUACAUCCAAUGGUCAGUUGGGAGGUACGGAAAUAAUGACUCGCAAUGGUGUCACACAUUCAACUGUAAGCAAUGACUAUGAAGGAGUACGUCAACUGCUGAGGUGGCUUUCUUAUACAAGGAAGAGUGUGGAGGCCCCGUUCAAAGAACCAGACUUCAGUUGCUGUGAUGAUCCUAUUGAUCGAAAGCUUAGUUUCAUACCAUCACAAAGCAAAGAAAAUGAUCCGCGUCUACUGAUGACGAUGUUUGAUCACGAUACUUUUGAAGAAAUUAAACCAAGUUGGGGAAAAACAGUAAUUACUGGUCGAGCACGAUUAGGUGGUAUCAAUGUUGGCGUGAUUGCCGUUGAAACUAGAAGUGUUUUUGCAGAAAUUCCAGCAGAUCCAGCGGCUCCAGAUUCACAAGUAAAAAGUAUCCAGCAAGCAGGUCAAGUAUGGUAUCCUGAUUCUGCUUAUAAGACUGCUGAAGCGAUUGAAGAUUUCAAUAAGGAAUCUUUACCUUUAUUUAUUUUGGCGAAUUGGCGUGGCUUUAGUGGUGGUCAGAAAGAUAUGUUUGAAAUGGUCCUCAAAUUUGGUGCCUAUAUAGUUGAUCAGUUAUGUAAAUAUCUAAAUCCCGUUAUUGUCUACAUUCCGCCGUACGGAGAAUUGCGUGGUGGAGCCUGGGCAGUAAUUGAUACUACCAUAAAUCCUGUUUGUAUGCAGAUGUUUGCUGACCCAAGAUCGCGUGGAGGCAUUCUCGAACCCGAAGGAGUUGUUCAAGUCAAGAUGCGUAAGGAUCUCGUACCAUUGAUGCAACGACUGGACCCAGAAAUGGUUCGGUUGAAAAUGCUAGAAAAAGAUGGACAUGAUGUGAAAGUUGAAAUGAAUGCUCGUAUCGAAUUAUUAAUGCCAACCUAUCGUAAUAUAGCUUUUACAUUUGUUGAUUUACACGAUACAACAGCACGUAUGAAAGCUGUCGGUGCAAUUAAGGAAGUAGUGAAAUGGGAAGAAUCGCGAGGUUUUUUCGCUCGUCGUCUUUCAAGAUUGUGCAUCGAACAAGAUAUUUAUAAAGAAACUGGCAGUGUAAAGAGUUUGGAAGAUCUUGGAAAGAUGCAAAGAUCUUUACUACGGUAUUUUAAAAAAACGCGUGGCGAAACGUUUUUGUGGGAUAGUUAUCCAGAUGAAGACGCCAUAAGAGUUCUGAAGCAAGAAAGGAAGCAAAUUUUGCAAUUUUUAGUGGGGAAUGAUUUCUUCAGAAUUGGAGAACGCUAUGGAAUACCUCCUGAAAAGCUGGAAGAUUUCGCGAAAGAAUGCGAUUCACUAAUGCGGGAAAGAAAAAUGGCCGAUUGUGAUCGUUUAUGA